CAUCAGUUUGUCUUUUGGGUCUGCACGAUUGAAAAGCGUUUAAGAGAGAAUUUCAGCGAGUUGGGCGUGUCGUUCCCUGCUGAAUGACUUUAUGGAGUUUGAACUUUGCCUCUGGCAUUGUACUUUUUUUUUUUUUUUCAUUUUAAUGUUAUUUAAAACUAAACCGGGCCAUCAAUCCGUUUCCUGAAAAAAUGUUGAUCAUUUUUUUUCAAAUUAAAAAAAAAUUGAAAAUGUCUUGUUUUGAUGAAAGAAUGAUAAUGUGUUUUCUUUAUUAUUAUAAAUAUAUUUGUUUACUGCUUUAAUAUUAUUUUAUAUACUAUUAUUUACUACUGAGAGCCUGAAAUUCAGAGAAUUCUGACAAUUGAACGUUGGCCAAGCCAUGGCCUUCUUUGAGGACGUGUCAAAACUGUCCAGCGUGCACCCGAAACCGCCAGGGUUGAACUUGGAGUACGGCACUGCCGGUUUCCGGGCCAACGCCGGCCAACUGGAUCACGUCAUGUUCCGCAUGGGCCUGCUGGCCGCGCUGCGAUCCAAACAGACCAAAGCGACCAACGGCGUCAUGGUCACUGCCUCCCACAACCCCGAGGAGGACAACGGGGUGAAGGUGGUCGACCCCAUGGGCGAGAUGGUGGCGCCCGCCUGGGAGGGGUACGCCACCCGGCUGGCCAACGCGGAGCAGCGGGAGUUGAUUUCGGUGCUGGAGGACAUCGUGGAGAAAGAGGACAUCGACUGGAGCCAGGAGGCCUCAGUGUUUGUGGGCAAAGAUACCAGGAGCAGCAGCGCCAGUCUGUCACAAGCGGUACUGGACGGCGUGUCGUCGUUGAGAGGACGCAGCAAAGACUACGGCUUGGUGACCACCCCGCAGCUCCACUACAUGGUUUGCUGUCACAACACGCAGGGCCGCUACGGCGAGGCCUCGGUGGAAGGAUACUACGUCAAACUCUGCCAGGCGUUCAUCGAACUCACCAAGAACACGCCCAACCGUACGGACGACCAGAAGCACCUGACGGUGGACGGCGCCAACGGCAUCGGUGCGCUGAAAGUGCGCGAGAUGGAGCACCACCUCAAGAGGGAGCUGCAAAUUUCACUUUUCAACGAAGGCCACGGGAAACUCAACCACCAAUGCGGGGCCGACUUUGUCAAAGUGCAGCAAAAGCCGCCCACAGGUGUGAAGGUCCGCAGCGGCGAGCGUUGCUGUUCGUUUGACGGUGACGCCGACCGCAUCGUUUAUUACUACACCGACUCGGACGGUCGCUUCCACCUGCUGGACGGAGACAAGAUAGCGACGCUCAUCAGCACGUUCCUCAAAGAGCUGUUCAUGCAGGCCGGUCUAAAUUUGAAGAUCGCAGUGGUGCAAACCGCGUACGCUAACGGCAGCUCCACACGCUACCUGGAGGACACCGUGAAGGUGAUUGUGAGAUGCACAAAGACGGGAGUGAAGCACCUCCAUCACGCGGCGCAGGAGUUUGACACGGCCGUUUACUUUGAGGCUAACGGCCACGGCACCGUGUUGUUCAGCAGCGCGGCCGAGGAGAAGAUCAAGCGACUGGCGGAGGACGUCGGCGCGGACGACGGCAGGAAGAGAGCGGCCAUUCUUCUGCAGCACACCAUCAACGUCAUCAACCAGACGGUCGGCGACGCCAUUUCCGACAUGCUGCUGAUCGAGGCGAUAUUGGCCUUGAAGGGGAUGACCGUGCAGCAGUGGGACGCCAUCUACACGGACCUGCCCAACAGGCAGAUUAAAGUCAAGGUGUCGGACCGGCGGGUGAUCGGCACGACCGACGCCGAGAGACGCGCGGUGAGCCCGCCGGGCCUACAAGACGCCAUCGACGCCUCGGUGGGGAAGUACCGGCUGGCCCGCUCCUUCGUGAGGCCGUCCGGCACCGAGGACGUGGUCAGAGUUUACGCCGAGGCCGACACUCAGGAAAGCGCCGACUCCCUGGCGCACGAAGUGAGCCUCGCAGUGUAUCGCCUCGCUGGCGGGUUGGGAGAAGAACCAAAACCUUUGCACUAAAACGACAACAACUCUUGGGGUACACCUGAUUGCAAAUCGAUACACCACUAAUUUGCAAUCACGCUUCUAUACAUUUGUUAGCCAAAUAGUGUGCGGUUGAUUUUGCUUUUUGUACACGACAUGAUUGUCGCGCCAUCAGGGGAAGGAGUUUUACGACUGGAAAACGGUUUUCUUCGCACCUCGGAUCUACUGUGUCAUAUAAAUUUGGACUCAACACUGUGGCGUUCGAACCAAAUGAAUUGCUCUGUGAUUUUCUUUGUUUUUAGCCCGCGUGAUCGGGUCAUUGGAAAUCGCGUGUUUACAUUCCCAAGUUCCUGUUUGGACUUGGCUGCUGAGAUGAAUAAUGUAAUAAACAGUUGUUUUUUUCUAAAUUAUUAAAUCAACACUCCACUUUUUA
Molecule: messenger RNA, 2411 nt
Organism: Syngnathoides biaculeatus (alligator pipefish)
Lineage: Eukaryota; Metazoa; Chordata; Actinopteri; Syngnathiformes; Syngnathidae
Gene: pgm3
Product: phosphoglucomutase 3
Exons: 13
Coding region: 380-2014 (544 amino acids)
Biological process (GO): hemopoiesis; carbohydrate metabolic process; UDP-N-acetylglucosamine biosynthetic process
Molecular function (GO): magnesium ion binding; phosphoacetylglucosamine mutase activity
Source: RefSeq, a predicted model, not a curated record